Messenger RNA from Emericellopsis cladophorae, 234 nucleotides. RefSeq lists its product as uncharacterized. Bases 1 to 234 code for a protein of 77 amino acids. The record is from RefSeq and is a predicted model, not a curated record. The transcript has a single exon. NCBI's taxonomy places the organism in Eukaryota, Fungi, Ascomycota, Sordariomycetes, Hypocreales, Bionectriaceae.
AUGUGUUUCAGAGAUCUGGCCACCCUCAGCUGCACCACGUGCCACCGCGCCUAUGGCCAGAUUGCAGCCAGCACCCACGUUUGCGGGCUCAAGUGCGGCACAUUCCUGAACCGCAGCACCGACAAGCAUGUCAACGGCGAGUGUGCCGUCUGCGCUGGGAACAGGGAGGAGAGCGCCCGGCGAGCCGCUGCGUUGAGGCGAUUUGGGAGCAACAGUAGCGGGACCCAGGCUUGA